Molecule: messenger RNA, 526 nt
Organism: Penicillium manginii
Lineage: Eukaryota; Fungi; Ascomycota; Eurotiomycetes; Eurotiales; Aspergillaceae
Product: 60S ribosomal protein eL21
Exons: 4
Coding region: 44-526 (160 amino acids)
Biological process (GO): translation
Cellular component (GO): cytosolic large ribosomal subunit; ribosome
Molecular function (GO): structural constituent of ribosome
Source: RefSeq, a predicted model, not a curated record
GUGUCGAUUAUCCUCAACAAGCACCAACGACAACACCGCCGUCAUGCCUCACUCGUACGGUCUGCGCGCCGGCACUCGGUAUGCCUUCAGCCGUAACUUCAAGGAGCACGGUAUGAUCCGUCUCUCCACCUACCUGAAGACCUUCCGUGUUGGUGAUAUUGUCGACCUCAAGGUCAACGGUGCCGUCCAGAAGGGUAUGCCCCACAAGGUCUACCACGGCAAGACCGGUGUCGUCUACAACGUGACCAAGUCCUCCGUCGGUGUCCUCCUGUACAAGCGUGUCGACAACCGCUACCUCGAGAAGCGCAUCAACGUCCGCAUUGAGCACGUCCAGCACUCCCGCUCCCGCGAGGAGUUCAUCAACCGCGUCAAGGAGAACGCCCUCAAGAAGAAGGAGGCCAAGGAGAAGGGUAUCCACGUUCACCUGAAGCGUCAGGCCGUCGCUCCCCGUGAGGCUCACACCGUCAGCUUCACCGACAACAUCCCCGAGACCGUCGUGCCCAUCGCCUACGACACCCACAUCUAA